AUGGAGGACACCAAGUUUACCAGCCCGACUUCAUUCUCAGAGACUGAAGAUCUUGACCAAGAGGUUCAAGAACUACUUUCUUCCCUUCCAAAAGGAAAGGGAUGGUUUGGUGCUGACCUCUGCCAAUGCCAAGGCUUUUGGUGCCAAACCAACUUUCUUCGGAAUGUAAUAUGUUCUCAAAGAUUCUUCCAAUCUCAUGACCAAGAUAUCAUACUUGCCUCCUUCCCAAAAUCUGGCACCACUUGGCUCAAGGCCUUGAUAUUUUCCAUUGUUAAUCGUUCUCGUUAUACUUCCUCAAAUACACCUUUGCUCACUUCUAGCCCUCACAAGCUCGUAUCCUUUCUUGAGCUUGAUCUCUUUGACAAAAAGGAACUUCCCAUUGAUCUUAUCAGUACUACCAGAACCCCAUCUACAUCUCCGAGGCUUUUCGCUACUCACAUUCCCUAUUCAUCUCUGCCUGAAUCCAUCAAGAAGUCUAAUUGUCGUAUUGUUUACAUUUGUCGCAAUCCUUUUGACGUGGUGGUCUCCUGGUUUCAUUUUCUCACUCAACAUAAACAUGCAGAGAAGCUAGAUGAGGAGCAUUUUGAGUCGUUUUUUAAGGGAGAAGUUGCGGGUGGACCCUUUUGGGACCACGUAUUAGGGUUUUGGAAAGAGAGCUUAGAGAGACCACACAAAGUGUCAUUUUUAAUGUAUGACGACAUGAAGGAGGACAUUGUCACUCACUUGAAGAGGUUGGCUGAGUUCAUAGGGUACCCUUUUUCAACAGAGGAAGAGACACAAGGUGUGAUUCGAGAAAUAGCCACGCUGUGUAGUUUAAAAAGUUUGAAGGAUUUAGAGGUCAACAAGAGUGGCAACUACUUGCCAGAUCAUGCGAAUAACUCCUUUUUCAGGAAAGGUAAGGUGGGUGAAGGAGUCAACUAUCUCAGUUCUUCCACGAAGCAACGCUUAGAAAAUGUGAUGCAAGAAAAAUUAAGUGGAUCUGGUUUGACUUUCAAGAUGUCUUGA
Molecule: messenger RNA, 1005 nt
Organism: Dovyalis caffra
Lineage: Eukaryota; Viridiplantae; Streptophyta; Magnoliopsida; Malpighiales; Salicaceae
Source: the annotation of a GenBank genome assembly